This is a messenger RNA of Paramisgurnus dabryanus, 1809 nucleotides long. RefSeq names its product transducin beta like 2 (gene tbl2). Gene Ontology annotation, biological process: endoplasmic reticulum unfolded protein response. The record is from RefSeq and is a predicted model, not a curated record. Gene Ontology annotation, cellular component: endoplasmic reticulum. Gene Ontology annotation, molecular function: protein binding. Lineage: Eukaryota; Metazoa; Chordata; Actinopteri; Cypriniformes; Cobitidae.
ACCACGCAUGCGCGCUGGCCGGCAUACGCUCAGCAUUUGAUCUCGUAUGCAAUUCAUUCUUUGAACAAGUACGCUGAGUUUAAUGUUUCUCUGCAUGCAAACCAUUUGAAAAAAAGUCCUGGCUAUUCGCAAAACAAAUAUAGACGAUAGGUGUGUUGUACGGAGAGCAUCAGUUUACUCGGACAGUAAAUGAAGAUCACUGUAACGUGUUUCCACAGUCAAGUUGCCAACGAGUCACUGAGAAUAAAGUGGAAGUAAGUACGAGUCGAGUUACAGUACAGAGAGAGACCGAUUAAGAGAGGUAUCAUAAAUAGACACUGUCCGAUCUGGUUAUACGUAUCGGAAGCGAUAACGUGGCACAAGAUGGAGUUUGGUGCGAUCAUUGCGCUGACAGUAUUGAUUGGUGCGCUGGUCAUUUUAGUCGCCGUGGCUAUCGGCAGACAGAAACGAGAAUCAUCUGAGCAGGACGAGCAGAAAAAAGACUCCGAUUCGUCGGUUGAGGAAAAUACAGUGAAAGCGCCUGCCAAGAAGCAGAAGCAGCAACAGCGCCCUCGUAAGGAAAGACAGCAGCAGCACACAUUCUCGCAUCAGCUGCUGGCAUCCUCUUUAAAGAGUCACAAUGGCAACGUGACCUGUCUGGAUUUUAGUAGCAAUGGGAAAUACCUUGCGUCUUGCUCAGAUGACCGCACCGUUAGGAUCUGGAGCACUAAAGACUUCCUGGAUCGAGAUCACAAGUGCUUGCGGGCCAACGUCGAGUUUGAUCAUGCUACACGCGUCCGGUUUAGUCCAGAUUCUCGAGCCUUCAUCACCUGGCUGGCUAGCGGAGAGACCAUUCGAAUUUAUAAGAUGAUUAAAAAGGAUGAUGGCACAUUUACUUUUAAAGCCGCCCCAGAAGAUUUUCCUCAGAGGCACAAGGGAAUGGUUUUAAACAUAGGAAUUGCAGAGACAGGCAAAUUUAUUAUGUCCGCCUCUAUCGAUACCACCAUUUUGAUCUGGGAUCUGAAAGGAGACGUUUUAGCUACUAUCAACACUAACCAGAUGACCAGUUCACAUGCUGCUAUAUCACCAUGUGGCAGGUUUGUUGCUGCUUGCGGUUUCACCACUGAUGUGAAGGUUUGGGAGGUUUGUUUUACUAAAUCUGGAGAGUUUAAAGAGGUUGUGCGUGCAUUUGAUCUUAAGGGGCAUUCAGCUGGCGUUUACUCCUUUGAUUUCUCCAAUGACUCUCGCAGAAUGGUGACGGUGUCUAAAGACGGCACAUGGAAGCUGUGGGACACUGAUGUGGAGUACAAGAAAAAGCAGGAUCCAUACUUGCUGCGGACUGUGCCAUGUCAGGUGUCAGAGGGCAGCCGCAUAGCCCUGUCUCAAGACGGCCGCGUAGUAGCUGUGUCCAGCGGUUGCGAUAUAGCCAUGUACAAUGCUGUCACUGGUGAACUUGAGGAAGAGUUCCACGGCGUUCACAGCGAAGAGAUAACUGACCUUAAGUUUGACAUAAACAACCGUUUCUUAGUGAGCACGGGCGACCGUGCCAUCCGCGUUUUUCACAAUGUGAUCGGUUACCGCGCCGCCAUUCAGGACAUGCAGACCAUGCUUAAAAAAGCCUCAAAUGAUGGAGUGAGACAAAGAGUCCAACAGCAGAUAUCGGAGGCUCAGAAUGCUCUGGAAACUGUGCUUAAUGCACCAAAAAACUAAAGGCUGCUUGGUGAACAACUUUGACUGCCUUUUUUUUAUGAGGACGCUAUUCUGUUUUUCCGAUUAAAAAAAAUGUGGCUUUAGCAUGUUGGUUUUAAUGAAUAAAUCAAAUGUUUAUAA